This is a messenger RNA of Lycium ferocissimum, 932 nucleotides long. Its product is annotated as probable LRR receptor-like serine/threonine-protein kinase At3g47570. The transcript is spliced from 2 exons. Gene Ontology annotation, molecular function: protein kinase activity; ATP binding. NCBI's taxonomy places the organism in Eukaryota, Viridiplantae, Streptophyta, Magnoliopsida, Solanales, Solanaceae. The coding region runs from base 265 to 567 and encodes 100 amino acids. The record is from RefSeq and is a predicted model, not a curated record. Gene Ontology annotation, biological process: protein phosphorylation.
GAGUUUUGAUACGAUGUGAAGUUUUACGCGACCUUCGCCAUAGGAAUCUCGUAAAAGUCAUCACCAGUUGUUCUAACCUUGAUUUUAAGGCUUUAGUGCUCGAGUAUAUGCCUAAUGGGAGUCUUGAGAAGUGCUUGUAUUCACACAACAACUUCUUAGACUUGAUGCAGAGACUAAGCAUAAUGAUAGAUGUGGCAUGUGCAUUGGAAUAUCUCCACCAUGGGUGCUCCUUGCCCGUGAUUCACUGUGAUCUUAAGCCUAGUAAUGUCUUCUUUGGAUGAGGAUAUGGUUGCCCACCUAAGUGACUUUGGUAUUUCAAAACUGCUUGGUGAAGAUGAGAGUGAUUUAUACACAAAAACCAUAGCAACAUUGGGUUAUAUUGCACCAGAGUAUGGACUGGAUGGAUUGGUGUCAACAAAAUGCGAUGUCUAUAGUUACGGGAUCAUGUUGCUAGAAACAUUUACAAGGAAAAAGCCUAAUGAUGAAAUGUUUGAGGGAGAUAUUAGCUUGAAGCAAUGGGUGAGUAAUUCACUCCCAGAGGCACCAAUGGAUGUUGUAGAUCUUUAACUUGGUAACACCAAAUGAUAGUUACUUGAAGUUAGAUUGUGUGGCAUCGAUCAUGAAAGUAGCAUUGGAUUGUUGUGUUGAAUCUCCAGCAAGAAAGACAAGCAUGAAAGAUGUUGUGGGGAUGCUACAAAAGAUCAGGAUUCAACUUCUCGCAUGUUGAAUAUGUUCUUGGAAAUUCUUGUUCCAAAUUACCUUUUUUGUUGCAAAUUCUUGCUAUAUUAUUGUAUUGAUGUGAAGAAUGUAUUUCUAUUUUAGCACUUUUGAAAUCCUAAUUAGAAUAAAUCUUAUUAUUUCCUCUUAAAAUCAAUGUUGCAAAUUGGUAGAUCACAAUCAAUUGAGGAAAAUAAUUCUUCAUAUUUCAUGCU